Drosophila erecta is the source of this 1859-nucleotide messenger RNA. RefSeq names its product orexin receptor type 2. Gene Ontology annotation, molecular function: neuropeptide receptor activity. NCBI's taxonomy places the organism in Eukaryota, Metazoa, Arthropoda, Insecta, Diptera, Drosophilidae. The coding region runs from base 35 to 1609 and encodes 524 amino acids. Gene Ontology annotation, cellular component: membrane. The record is from RefSeq and is a predicted model, not a curated record. The transcript has 3 exons. Gene Ontology annotation, biological process: neuropeptide signaling pathway.
AGGUUCGGACCCCUGGCGCGGCAUACUUUUGGGCAUGGCCCUGCUCCUCUGCACCUUCGACCAGCUCGAGUUGUACAUCGAAUGGGCCUUCGCCCAGCGCGGAGAGGUCACGCCGAGUCCCUCGAUCCAGGCGUAUCCGGGCGUGUUCGUGGGGGAUCUCAGCCAGCUGAACUGCUUCAAGCGGAACGCCUUCUCCGCCGUGGUGGGCACCCUCUUUGUGCUGGCCUUCUCCGGCAACCUGGGCACCCUCUACGUGAACACCCGCCGGAAGCUGCGGCCCUUCUUCAGGGCCUGCCUCAUCUCCCUGGCCUGCAGUGACCUCGUCUCCAGCGUCUUCUGCACCGUGUCCUACAUGGCUCAGUUCCAGGCGGAGUAUCUGCAGCUGUGGACAAUUGGUGGCUUCAUGUGCAAGUUUGUGCCCUUUAUCACCACCAUGUCGGUGUUGUCCGGCAGCCUGACCCUGGUGGCCAUCGCCCUGGACCGCUACUUGGCCGUGAUGCGACCCGUACUGGGGUUCUGGAGUCCGGACAAACGCUUCAGCACGCUGUGCAUGCUGCUCAUCUGGGCCUGCUCGAUAGGAUCCUCUGGCCCGCUGCUGGGCAUCUACGACUACCGGCAGAUCUUUCUCCUGGAGGUGGAGGACUCUGGCGAGGAGCGUGGUGGGAAGGAGGUGGUGGCCACCGCUGUGCCCGAGGAGCUGACGGUCACCGAGUUGGAAAUGGUGCACAUGUGCCUGGCCGGAGACCACGACGUCGGACUCUACUACGUCAUACUGUUCACCCUGAUCUUCCUGCCGUGCAUAGUGUCCUUCCUCUGGCUGAAUGCCGUGAUUGCGCGGCAACUGUGGCUGCGGAGGCACUACCACCAGGAGCAGCAGGUGCAGCAGCAGGAGCCCAAGGAGGGUCAGUUCAAGCGCAUGGCGAAUGGCCACGACCUCCUGAUGCCCUCCACCCUGGUCAGUGCCAUGGGCGUGGCCGUGCCCUUUGCGCUGGACAGAACUCCCUUGCCGCCCAAGAGUCCUGUCGGCGAUCCUGUGAAGAAGACCACCGUUACUGCUCUGGCCAGGGAGGCCCGGCACCGCAGGAUGGUGGUGGUGGUGCUGCUGAUGAUGGCGGUGUUCAUAUGCCUUCGACUGCCCGCCUGGGUCUUCCUGAUCAUGCGGCUCUAUGGCUCCUACUCGGAGCCCAUCGACUGGCUCCUGUACUUCAGCUUCGGCAUACUGAACCUGUUCAGCUGCGCCCUGAACCCCAUCUUCUACACCUUCCUCACCCAAACCAUUCGGACUGUGUCGCUGGUCAAGCAGAAGAUUCUGGGUUUCCUUGGCUGCCCUCCUGGUAAAGUGCAUGAUGGCAUGCCCACGGACCAGAUGGACAAAAGCAGCUGCUGCUGCGGCCUGAGGCCACCCACCUUCACUUGGAGGUGCUAUCCCAGCCGCGACAGGGCAGCAACCACCGUACUCCGGGAUGGGAACCAGCCAGAUCCGCCCUCCGACCAGGCGCACCCGGAUCAGAGUAGCCUGCGACGGUUCCUCAGCUACAAACACGAGGUGUUCUCCAUUUACAAGCCGUGCGGUGACUCGUCGAGUGCGUCAAUCGAGUCCUCCGCCUGAUAGGCGGGGGUCGUAAAUCACUCGGGUGCCUUUGUCGGCUACGGGGGCCAACGGUUAGCAGAACCCCAGAACUUGAUUGAUGGAUCCAGCCCCCAUUCAGUCGGUACAGCCGCAAAAACGGUUUGUCACGGUGGGUAUAUCACCCACGAAUUCACUAGUACGCAUUUAGAUAUAAGCUCACAAAUUAUGUACCUCGUCAAAUGUGUAAAUUUGCGGAAUAAAGCGAAUGGGUGUUGGCAGCUAACUAACC